UGUGGGGGAGUUACUGCGUCUCAAGCUGCUGCUGCAACAUCACAGCACAUUCCUGAGAAGAGCUGAGCAGAGCUGCUAACAUCUGACUCCCACAUCUCAUCUCAUCUCACCUCAUAUCAUCUCAUCGCAUAUCAUUUCAUCUCAUAUCAUCUCAUCUCAUUUGAGCCCACGACAAACCGACUGCACUGUAGGUUAUUCACACACCGCCAUCCGCUCCACGGGCGCAGCAGUGAAGACUAUGCAUGGUGUAAGCACCACUGGGAAACUACACGUCGCUCAUGCUUUGCUGAACAUGACCCACUGCUGAGUCAGGCUGUAGCAGGCAUACUACACAGUGGAGAAAAGUACAGAGAGCUGCUUUCGAUCACCCCGUCACGUGAGGCUGGCCUCAAAAAAUGUCUGCAGAGGUGGAGUCCGGCAUGCCUCCAGCAGAGCAGGCACCCGUGAAGACGCCAUCCAAGAAAGAGAAGAAGAAGGCUUUAGCUACUCCGGAGAAAACAGACGAGUUCCUGCUGGCCAGGUUCAAAGGUGAUGGCGUUCGGUACAAAGCCAAGCUGAUUGGCGUGGACGAUGUGCCUGAAGCCAGAGGGGACAAAAUGAGCCAAGACUCCAUGAUGAAACUGAAGGGCAAGGCAGCCGCUGCUCGCUCUCAAGGCAAGCACAAGCAGAGAGUUUGGGUGAACAUCUCUCUUUCAGGAAUCACUAUUACAGAAGAGAAGACAGGGGCAAUACUGAUGGAACAUGCGGUGAACAAGAUCUCUUUCAUAGCUCGCGACGUCACAGACAACCGAGCGUUCGGCUAUGUGUGUGGUGCAGAGGGGCAGCACCAGUUCUUUGCCAUUAAAACUGCUCAGCAGGCAGAGCCUCUUGUGAUUGACCUGAAGGAUCUCUUUCAGCUCAUCUUCAAUAUGAGGAAAAAAGAAGCAGAAGGAUCCAAAAAGGAAGAAACAAACAAAGUGGUAGAGAAUGGAAGUGAUGCAUCACUCAGCAACAGAAAGGGUGUGGAACAGCUGGACCUGUUUGGAGACAUGUCAACCCCACCAGACAUGAACUCUCCUUCGGAAUCUGAGGACAUCCUCUUGCUGGAUCUGUCCACCGAGAUAGACAGCAACCAGAACUGUGUGAAAGGCAACCCAUUUACUAACUCAUCCUCUACCCUCAGAGCCCAGUCCAGCCUCUCGCCUGAGAACCCCUUCACCUCUCAGCUCAACUUCUUCCCCACCCCCAGCCAAGAUCCUUUCCGGGACGACCCCUUCUCCAAAAGCAACAACCAAGCAGUCAAUCACAACUCCGACUCCCACCAAUUUUUCAAUGGCGACCCCAAGAACGGUGACUCAGACUACUUGGGCCAGCAAUUUGACCAGCUCUCCAACAGGACAAUGGUCCAGACACUUAGUAAUGGCCAGUGGCCACUAGAUGGCAGGCCAACAGAGACAAAUGCCUGGACUCAAAAUAAUAUACCAGAGAGGGAACAGAAUGGCCACAGCGGAAAAGUGACACCAGAAACUGCUCAGAACGGAGUGAAGCAUGAGAACGGAAGCAAGUCUGAAGCUGCUGUCAACCAAGCCAAGGAUUCUAUUAUCAUAAGCCCUCCACCUCUUAACACAAAAGCUGGCCGGGGAAGGAGGGGUGUGAAGUCACCAACAAAUGAAAACGUUGCUGCAGAUCCGUUCACUUCACCCACUCAGUCUGACUCUCCCACUCCACCUCAACCAGACAGUACCCCAGUGAGCUCUGUUGAUUUUUUCAGCAAGAGCGCCACCAGCACCUCAGACACCCUCACAGGCCUUGGAGGGCUGUCUCUUGGACACUCAUCUUCCUCCUCUAAUCCUGGUACAGCCGCAUGGAACGAGUCCCUCUCUUCCGUGUUCCCAAACGUCACCAAUGCUUUCACACAACCUUCACCCUAUUCCACCACUCCAGUACAGAACUGGGGAGGCAGCCCUGGAGUUUUCGGGAACACAUCCACCCAACAGCUUCCUUCCUGGCAAAACAACACUCCUGCUUCUAAUGGGUCCUGGACUCAGCAUUCAGCCUUGGGGAACCCUUUUCAUUCCAGCAUGUAUCCUCCAAAUUCAGGCCUAGUUUCAGGAGGACAGCAGAGCUCCAGUCCCCCUCCACUGAUCCCACCACGGGCAGGACCUAUCAAAGAACCCCCUAAGGUGGACACUGAUGCCUUUGUGGACCUGGAUCCUUUGGGGGAAAAAGAAAGGAAGGACAUCAAGGAAAUGUUUAAGGAUUUCCAAAUGGCUAAGCCUCCUAACGCCCUGGCUAAGAAUGAACCACUUAAAGUCGGUGGCCAGAACCUGUUUGAUAGUCCUCUUGGAUCAACUGUUUUUGGAGCACCAGCAACUACUCCAAGUGCUCCUGCUAUCAAGGUUGUGGGAUCAGAUCCCUUUAGAGCCCCAUUUGGAAACCCCUUCGCAUGAUGUCUCUUCAUGAUCAUGGAUCCACAAAUUCCUGUUAAGGCACAAGGUUUUCCUGUGAAGUUCUGCCUUUUCCAGCGUAUGCGGUCAACCAAGAUGCUGCCCAAAAGCUCCAUGAAGCCCUCCUCCUUCAGAAACACGAUAUGAGAUGACCAUUUAUGCAGUACCCUAGGCCAAAAUGGCAGAGUGCAAAUGUUCACUGAUAUUGCUUCAUUUUAUAUGGCACUAUACUAGUGGUUAAUGCAGCCACUGGCAAGAAAGCACAAACUGAACCAGAGGAGAACACUGAGUGUUCAUUGCGCAGAUAAAAAGGUCAGGUUUGUGUGGUUCAUUGCAGUAUUAAUGCUUGUAUCUUUAUUUCAUUUACUUGGCUGAUGCUUGUUAAUUUGCAGAUGUUUUACAGGUAAUAGCCUUUCAUGCCAGACUAUUUAGUGAUAUAGGAAUGCUAUUUGCUUAAGCUUUUUCCUUUUCAUUUAUCCAGUUUAUGGUCAAAUGGUUAUCAUAUAUAUCUGUAUACUAGCUGGUUUAAAGUAUGUCAUUUUUUACCAUUAAUGAUGAGCCAAGCACAGUCACUCCUAUGGAGAUGUUAGGAAAAAAAAUGGCAGACUACAGCUGGCAAUCUGCUUCAUAUUGCUCUAGUACUGAUACCAUAAUGUCUUGGGCUGAGUACUCCACUCUGUAUUGUACUAUUGAAAUAUUAUCAAGCUUCAGUUUUUAAUAAGCGUUCACGUGUCUUAUAUGGAUUCUGAUCAACCCAAAUCAUUCAUGUACUUGACAUAAGAACGUCUAUGACUUGUAUGUAUGUAUUUUAAAGAUGAUGGUCAGACACUCGCGCUUUUCUUGCCACGUUACGCUGAGUGACAUAUCAAAGAAAACAAGUAAGCAAGGGGUGUGCUGUGCACUGUGAGAUGUAAGGUCUGAGACUAUCAGUGUGCCUUCACCUCAGUGACUUCAAGGAAGACUGAAAGACGAUCUGACUGUACUGUACUGGAAGUCUUGUCAUAAUGACUUAUGAGUUGUGUGUGUGUAUGGAACUGUGUAUGUGUGGUGCGUGUUUAUAUAUAUAUAUAUAUAUAUAUAUAUAUAUAUAUAUAUAUAUAUAUAUAGUGCACUAUGCCAUUUAUCUUGUAACUGUAGUUGUUGCAAUAAACUGGAAUUACGGUUAAUAGAAUGGGAUUAAAAAAAGGUGUCCUGUUUAUUUGU
Messenger RNA from Hemibagrus wyckioides, 3629 nucleotides. RefSeq names its product disabled homolog 2. Gene Ontology annotation, cellular component: plasma membrane. Bases 396 to 2429 code for a protein of 677 amino acids. The record is from RefSeq and is a predicted model, not a curated record. The transcript is spliced from 15 exons. NCBI's taxonomy places the organism in Eukaryota, Metazoa, Chordata, Actinopteri, Siluriformes, Bagridae. Gene Ontology annotation, biological process: negative regulation of canonical Wnt signaling pathway; positive regulation of endocytosis; receptor-mediated endocytosis.